Molecule: messenger RNA, 3531 nt
Organism: Lagenorhynchus albirostris (white-beaked dolphin)
Lineage: Eukaryota; Metazoa; Chordata; Mammalia; Artiodactyla; Delphinidae
Gene: TRAPPC13
Product: trafficking protein particle complex subunit 13
Exons: 14
Coding region: 97-1443 (448 amino acids)
Cellular component (GO): TRAPPIII protein complex
Source: RefSeq, a predicted model, not a curated record
CGCCCUGUCUUCCCGAACGUGCGCUUUUCUGUCUUCUUCCGGGCUGAUUGACCCUUUUCAGCCCCCGUAGGCAGUGGGUCCAAAGUACCGGUCAAAAUGGAAGUGAAUCCCCCCAAACAGGAGCACCUGCUGGCCCUGAAAGUGAUGCGGUUGACUAAGCCUACUUUAUUUACCAAUAUUCCAGUAACAUGUGAAGAGAAAGACUUGCCUGGAGACCUCUUUAACCAGCUCAUGAGAGAUGAUCCUUCAACUGUAAAUGGUGCAGAGAUUCUAAUGUUGGGAGAAAUGUUGACUUUACCACAGAAUUUUGGGAAUAUAUUUUUGGGAGAGACCUUUUCCAGUUAUAUCAGCGUUCAUAAUGAUAGCAAUCAAGUUGUAAAAGAUAUAUUGGUUAAAGCACCAUGUUAUAGUGGUGAACAAGAGAAGGCAAGCGGUUCCUGCCUCAACAGACCUUACAUCUUUGGUAGGGGAGACAGAAGGAAACAGGCUGAUCUUCAGACAAGUUCUCAGCGUUUAAAUCUUUCCGCCUCCAAUGCUGCAGUGGCUGAACUUAAACCCGAUUGUUGUAUAGAUGAUGUCAUACACCAUGAAGUAAAGGAGAUUGGAACACACAUCUUGGUGUGUGCAGUGAGUUAUACAACUCAGGGUGGAGAAAAAAUGUAUUUUAGAAAAUUCUUCAAAUUUCAGGUUCUCAAACCAUUGGAUGUGAAAACCAAAUUUUACAAUGCAGAGAGUGACCUCAGUUCUGUGACUGAUGAAGUAUUUCUUGAAGCCCAGAUUCAGAACAUUACAACCUCACCCAUGUUUAUGGAGAAAGUUUCAUUGGAGCCAUCUAUAAUGUACAAUGUAGCAGAAUUAAAUUCAGUCAACCAAGCUGGAGAAUGUGUAACUACAUUUGGGUCAAGAGCAUAUCUGCAGCCAAUGGAUACACGCCAGUACUUGUACUGCCUAAAACCCAAGAAGGAGUUUGCAGAAAAAGCAGGCAUCAUUAAGGGAGUAACGGUAAUUGGAAAAUUGGAUAUAGUAUGGAAAACAAAUCUAGGUGAAAGGGGAAGAUUACAGACCAGCCAACUUCAAAGAAUGGCUCCAGGUUAUGGAGAUGUUAGGUUGUCUUUGGAGGCAAUCCCAGAUACUGUAAACCUAGAAGAACCUUUUCAUAUUACUUGUAAAAUAACAAACUGCAGCAGUGAAAGGACGAUGGAUCUCGUUUUGGAAAUGUGCAAUACCAGUUCUAUCCACUGGUGUGGCAUUUCAGGAAGACAGCUUGGAAAGCUCCAUCCAAGUUCCUCUCUCUGCCUUGCCCUCACUCUACUGUCUUCAGUACAGGGGCUGCAAAGUGUCUCCGGCUUAAGACUAACAGACACGUUCUUAAAGAGAACAUAUGAAUAUGAUGACAUCGCACAAGUCUGCGUGGUAUCUUCGGCCAUUAAAGUGGAAAGCUGAAGAAAAUUUCCAAUGUUACGCUUGUCAUUGAGUUUCCCAGAACUUUCUGUAUUUUUGUCACUUUUGUAAAAUGAUCAAGUCAACAGUAAAAAUAAGUAUAUAUUAUUUAAAUUUCUUUCCUGUAAAACAGUUAAAAUAUUUGUUUUGAAAAGAACCAUUUACUGAUUUUAUCUUGUGAGUUACAGUCUAGAUGAACAUUUGUAUACUUUCCACACAUAUGCUAUUUUGUUUCAUUUUAAAUGACCAUUGGACUUUGUUCUCCAAAAGCUCUAUAUUUGAGGCCAUUUGUCCCUAGCAGGUAUCUUGAAUAAUGGUCAGCAAACUUUUCAUGUAAAGGGUCAGAUACUACAUAUUUUAGAUCUUGCAGUCCAUGUGGUUUCUAUUGAAAAUGCUCAACUCUGCUGUUAUAGUGCAAAAGCAGCCAGUAGGCAAAAAUUGCACAGCAGCGUUUACAAAAACAGACAGCUGGCCAGAUUUGGUCUGCGGGCCGUAGUUUGCUGAUCUCAAUCUAGAAGAUACAGUUGUUUCUUAAAAUUUUAGAAUUCUUAUCAUACUUUACUUAGAAGUAUUUCCGUUAACCCCCGUUUUUUCCGUCAGUCAAUAAAAAAAGUUUAAAAUAACCGGGGUGGUCCUCAUGUAAUCUUGUAUUUGCUAACACAAUAUGAGUUUUUCUAGUUGUUUUCAAAAUUAUUGUAUUGGUAUCUGUGUUUGUGUGUACAUACAAACACACAUGUCUAAGUUUCAGUUACUAACAGCAGAUCAGAAUUGGUUUUAUUUCUUAAAUUGUUGAUUACUCUGUUAACUAAGAAGUCUGAUAAUUUUCUAAUUCUAAGCCAAAAAAGUCCUGUUUUUUUUUCCCCAUUGAAAAAUAAGCCACUUAUUUUCAUAAGGAUUAAAGGAUUUCCAGCUUCUGAUACUUGCUUUUGAACUCUACAUCAUGUAUUAAUAUUACAAAACUUUCUAUCUCUGCAUGUAAUCACACUAAUUUACUUAUGCCAUAUACAAAACAAUGAGAAAGUUAAGACUAUAAACAACUUUACAGCAUGAAUGUAAUAAAAGUUUCAAUAUUUUGAAAACAAAAGCUAAUACUGUUAAAUAAAACUUAUUUUGCUAAGUUGAAAUUCAAGGAUGUAUAUAUAAUUGCUUACAUGUAAAGAGUGCAUAAAGUCAAAUACAAAAGUUGGUUUUUCUUAAAUGCAUUAAUUAUUUAUUGCCAUGACAAACUGUUUGGUCCAAAAUGAAAGCUAUAUUCAGAAUGAGAUUUGCCCUUAAAUUAGAGAGGUAAUCAAUGAAAUGUCUGUGCAAAAUAAAGUGCAAGCAGUAUAAAAUUGAAGUCUGUGUUUCCUCCAAAAUGAGUACAAUUCAUUAAAUGAUGAAAUAAGACUUUAUAGCCACUGCACUGGGUACUGCGAUAACUUUUCAAGCAUCUUCUCGUGACUGAACCUUCUGUUUCAUUCUGUUUCAAAUUUUAAAAGUAACAUACAAUGGUCACUUGGAAUCUGCUAUAUAAUUUGACUUAUAAUUACAAAGACUCCUUUUAUAAGCAAUACCUAGAUACAUAAUGUUCCUUCUUUAAGUAAAGGUUAGAAAAUGUCAUCUUAGAAAGGAUGUUUAAACCAUGUUAUAAAAAUUAGCUAAACAAUUUGGUACAUUAAGUGGAAAUGUCAUUUGUGUAAAAAGGACAUUGUAAAUUUUACAUAGCAUCAUAACAGCUACAGCUACUAUAAUGAAAAGUGGUUAAUGGAAGUCAGUUAUUCCUAAGUAGAAUGUAUAUAAAGAUUUACUUUAAUGCUCUCUUGUUUCAGACAAGCAAAAUAACUUUUGGAGCACUGUUUAUCAUUUUAAGAGUAGCUAACACGAUACAGCUACACAAAACCUUCUUGCAAUAGCGUGCAAUGCAGUAAUUCCAAAGUGAUGAAAGUACUUAAAAAGCAAAAAUGGCUUGAAUAGAAUGGAAAUCCAGGUAAGUGGACAGAUUAUCUAGGUUUAAUUUGUUAUGGAUGGUAUAUUAGAAGAGAAACAAACUAGAAGGAUGAAAUGGAAUACACCAAUUCGCAUUACUUCAUGUAAAAAGAAUGGCUACCUUAA